ACUCAGAGAGAGCGAGCUUCAUCAUAGCUUGGCGAGCGCAUUGCACAUUUCAGGGGUUCUCGUUCGUUAUCCACUAUAUCCCUCCAUAUCUCUCGUCUAUUCUCCUUUUUGAGGUUUUAUCUCAUCUGAAUUUAGGGUUUUUGGGAAAUCAAUUGUUGCGCGCGAUUAGUGGAAGCCAUGGUUUUGGAUUCGAUGAUGAACGGUUCAGUUACUGCGUUGUCGAAGGAUUUGGCAAAGAAAAAGAGGACCAACAGGACUGCGAAAUUGAAGCAAUGCAAACUUGAUGCCAGACGCGAGCAAUGGCUUUCUCAAGUCCAGAACAAGGGAUCCAAGGAGGAAUCGAAUGGUGGAGAUGGAUCUCCUCCAUCCUCGUUGCUUCUGACCGAUGACCGGAAUUCGUACCUAGAGAAUUUGGACACGAGGUCAAGAGGUGAGGAGAACGAAGGAUCAAGCUUUCAUGACAGCGAUUUGGAUUAUGUGGCAAACGGUCUCACUGGUAGUACCUUGGAAGCUAAUGACUCGGGGAAGGAUCGUCCUGGUAGCAGCAGCGGAUGUUGCUCUGGAAAUGUCAGCGAAGAAGAGGAGGAUGACUGGGAAGCCGUUGCCGAUGCCUUGACGGCAGAAGACAAGCAGCAACACCCGACUACAGAACUUCCAGCUCAACUUGAUAGCCCAACUAGAUCAACUGCUCCACGUGAAUUGGUCAAUAAGACCUGUGAAGUGGGCCCUUUAAAACCGCAAUCUAAGGAAAUGGUCCCUAGGUGUGUGCCGAAUGGUCGUGCAUGGAGGCCUGAUGAUGCUUUCCGUCCGCAGAGUCUGCCCAAUCUCUCCAAGCAGCAUAGUUUUCCCAUGUACUCGGACCGGCAUUGUGGUCAUGGAGCCAUCAACUGGGCCUGCCACAAUAUUAUGUCGCAGCCCUCCUCGUGUCCUAUCUGCUACGAAGAUUUGGAUCUUACAGACUCGAGUUUUCUGCCAUGUUCAUGUGGAUUCCGUCUCUGUCUAUUCUGUCACAAGAGGAUUCUCGAGGCUGAUGGGCGUUGUCCCGGUUGCAGGAAGCAGUACGGUCCUAUAAACGAGGAGAUGGGUGUAAAUGGAGGUGCUCUGCCAUUACGGUUGGGUCGUUCUUGCAGUAUGAAUACAAGGAUUCUGCUCUGGAAAUUAAAAUUAUGGGGAGCAUUAAAACAUCUGCACAAUGAUGGUUGGUCUGCUUCCAUGGCAAGGACAAUCCAUCAUGUUGCUUUUGGUGUGACUGAUAUUUUAGUUUCUCUUUAUGGUCAUGGGAUGAAGAAGGGAGAUUGGAGGAAAGAUGACCAUUGGCCUAAGCCAUGGAAGGUAGAAGAUGGUGAUAAGCAAUCUUUUUUGGGUCCAUAAUUGCUGAAAGUAUUUUGGUUAUUGUUCGACAUUACCUUUUAGGCUUCUCUUUUCAUUUGCCAAACACUUGAACCUGUAAUUCCACGUUGGGUUUGUCACCAUCUGUUUAUGUUCUCAUCCACUUGCCUAUGUAAUUAUGAAAUGAUGUCCACCACAAAAAGAUGAAUGAUUACAGGCUACCCAGUUAUAUUGAAUAAUUAUGAUACUUGUCUGCUUUUUUGCAUGCA
This is a messenger RNA of Nelumbo nucifera (sacred lotus), 1598 nucleotides long. RefSeq lists its product as uncharacterized. The record is from RefSeq and is a predicted model, not a curated record. Gene Ontology annotation, molecular function: ubiquitin-protein transferase activity. NCBI's taxonomy places the organism in Eukaryota, Viridiplantae, Streptophyta, Magnoliopsida, Proteales, Nelumbonaceae. Gene Ontology annotation, cellular component: CCR4-NOT complex. Gene Ontology annotation, biological process: protein ubiquitination.